CAAAAUACCAUCGAGGCCAACGGCUGUGUAAACAAACAGGGGUGCUGGGCAGCCUCCCGAAAGGAAAACAGAACAACAGAAAAGGCUAAUGAAAAUAAUCAAAUGGCGUUGGAGCAGCAUCUUCAUCUGUGAAAGUUCUCACCUGAAGGGGACCCUGGCCAUUGUCCUCUUUGUAGGAAACAUUGCCUUUGUGAUAUCUCAGGACAACGCGCAGACGUCAAACAGCCUCGAAGAAGGAGCAGAUGUCACGGCACACUGGUGGGGGGAGUGGACCAAAUGGACAGCAUGCACCAGAACCUGUGGGGGAGGUGUCAAAUCCCAGGAGCGGCACUGUCUCCGGCAGAGAAGAAAGUCAGUGAGUGGGCUUGCUAACAAAACUUGCACUGGGACAUCCAAAAGAUACCAGCUCUGCAAAGUACAAGAGUGCCCUCCUACCGGAAGGAGCUUUCGAGAGGAACAGUGUUCAUCAUUUAACUCCCAUGUGUAUAACGGAAGAACGUAUCAAUGGAAACCUUUAUAUCCUGAUGACUAUGUUCACAUUUCUAGCAAGCCCUGUGACCUCCAUUGCACCACUGUGGAUGGUCAGAGACAGUUAAUGGUUCAGGCUCGGGAUGGAACAUCCUGCAAAUACACUGAUUUCCGAGGGGUUUGCGUGUCUGGAAAAUGUGAGCCAAUUGGAUGCGAUGGGAUUCUAUUUUCCACCCACAUGUUGGAUAAAUGUGGGGUUUGCCAAGGGGAUGGGAGUAGCUGCACUCAUGUAACUGGGAGUUACAGAAAAGGAAAUUCUCAUCUCGGCUAUUCUCUGGUAACGCACAUUCCUGCUGGAGCCAGAGAUAUCCAGAUAGUAGAACGGAAAAAAUCGGCAGAUGUUUUGGCUGUUGCAGAUGAAGCUGGAUACUAUUUUUUCAAUGGGAAUUACAAAGUCGACAGCCCAAAGAACUUCAACAUUGCAGGCACGGUGUUCAAGUACAGGAGGCCUAUGGAUGUUUAUGAGACUGGCAUAGAAUAUAUCGUCGCUCAGGGGCCGACUAAUCAAGGCUUGAAUAUAAUGGUAUGGAACCAAAAUGGCAAGAACCCAUCCAUAACAUUUGAAUAUACUCUUCUAAGGAAGCCACAUUCAAAAAUUAUUCAGCCUAUUUAUUACACCUUUUCUGACUCCGAGAGCGAGGAAAGCAGAGAGUUUGAUGGAGAAGUGCCGUUGGGGUUUAGCCAGCGCAAUGCAAGCUACUUCGGGAAACUCUCCAGGGAAAGGAUAGAUCUGGCGAACCAGGUGUUUGGGAGGCAGGACACUGAGGAAGACCUGAACUUGAGCAAAGGUCAGGAAACCAAUGAAGUUUAUGAAAGAUCAGAAGCAAUUGACUGUGAACCAAAACUGAAGGGCAAACAACCCAAAGAUUCAAACGCAACCAGGUCUGCUUACCUGACAGAGAGAGAUGACAGAGACUUUGACUCGCGAUUCACCUCCAAGGAGUUCCUGUCAGAAAACGCAAUCACCGACAAGCUUCUGGACAAAACCUCGGACUCGAAAGAAUUAGUCCGGAACAUGACCACGAACAGCAUCUUUGCCCAAGGGGACCCAAUCAACUCUGUGGGGUCGCACAUAGACAGCCUUUACGUCGACUACGAAGACAACGAAGGGGCUGUGAUGUACAGCAUCAACGGCACCUACAUGGAGCUGAGCAGCGACAAAAUAAUCAACACUUCAUCGGAGACUCCGUUUUCGAAUGCUACCAUUACCCUGACAAGCCCCCAAGGGAACAGAACCCACAAAGCAAGAAACAGAUUGAAGUUGUUAAGGAAGGGCCAAGGGGUGAGUGCUGCUGACAUGUACAGGUGGAAGCUUUCCUCCCACGAACCCUGCAGCUCUACAUGCACCACAGGAGUGAUGUCUACGUAUGCAAUGUGUGUUCGUUAUGAUGGGAUCGAAGUGGAUGAUACGUACUGUGAUGCCAUGACCCGUCCCGAGCCUGUCCAUGAGUUCUGUGCUGGAAGAGAAUGCCAGCCAAGGUGGGAGACGAGUAGCUGGAGCGAGUGUUCCCGCACCUGCGGGGAAGGAUACCAGUUUCGCAUCGUCCGAUGCUGGAAGAUGAUCUCCCCUGGUUUUGACAGCUCUGUCUAUAGCGAUCUGUGCGAAUCUGCUGAUAUUACCCGGCCGGACGAACGCAAAAUCUGCAAGAACCCAGCAUGUGGGCCUCAGUGGGAAAUGUCUGAGUGGUCAGAGUGUUCGGCCAGGUGCGGCGAGAGGAGCGUGGUGACCAGGGAUAUCCGGUGCUCGGAAGAUGAGAAGCUGUGUGAUGUGAACACCAAGCCGCCGGCUGAGAAGAACUGCACUGGGCCCCCCUGCGACCGGCAAUGGACCGUGUCUGACUGGGGACCGUGCAGUGGCAGCUGCGGGCAGGGGAGGAUGAUCAGGCACGUGUACUGUAAAACCAGCGAUGGCCGUGUGGUGCCAGAGUCCCAGUGCAACCUGGAGACCAAGCCGCUUGCUAUCCACCCCUGUGGGGACAAGAACUGUCCUUCCCAUUGGCUGGCACAGGACUGGGAACGGUGCAACACCACGUGCGGCCGGGGGGUGAAGAAGAGGAUAGUGCUGUGCCUGGAGAUCGUCAACGGGAAAAUCAAAACACGGAACCCCACCGACUGUGACGUCACCAAGAAACCCAUAGAAGAAACCACUUGCUUUGAGCGGCCUUGUUUCAAGUGGUACACGACUCCCUGGUCUGAGUGCACCAAAACCUGCGGCGUUGGCGUGAGAAUGCGAGAUGUGAAGUGCUACCAGGGCCCAGAUAUUGUUCGUGGCUGUGACCCGCUUGUGAAGCCUGUUGGUAAACAAACCUGUGACCUGCUGCCCUGCCCCACUGAGCCACCAGAUGACAGCUGUCAGGACCAAGCUGGAACGAACUGUGCUUUGGCAAUCAAAGUGAAUCUCUGCAGCCACUGGUAUUACAGCAAAGCCUGCUGCAGGUCCUGCAGGGCUCCCCACUCCUAGUGGAGAGAUUAGACUAAUUACUGCAGCACUUGGAGACGGAGGGAAUUAAGAGUAGACUCAUUUUGAGCAUCCAGCAUUUGGCAGAAGUAACAUACACCAGGGUGAUGCUCCCGGGUUAGACGUAACCACUUACCGAUAGCUCAUCAUACCGGCAUUAUUAAGCGUUAAAUGUGCCGCAAACUUGGGGUAAGGAUGUUUUCUUCCACCACUGCACAACUGCUAUUCUGAUUCCUCACAGCGGAGGGAAAUGGCACCAACAUUUUGUUUCGAAGCUGACACGAAAGCUUCGUUACUACUGUACAUUGGUAGCAUGUGAUUAUCAAAAGCUGUACAUAGAAUCUUGUAUAUUUGAUUCACUCUUAAUUCCAAACAGUCACUUGUUUUAAAAGGCCUGUUCUUUGUUUUCUGCACGAGUUUCAAAUUGAGAACGUCAAAGUGUCAGUCGUGAAAUUAAAGCACCAUUAUGUUUGCCUUAGCAGAGGCUCCUAUAACUUGUUUUCUAAUUCAUCCCACAAACCUGCUUUCUAGCCUUAAUUUCCUUUAUGUUUGGGAGCUGAAUUUCAUCUCCUAAAUGAGCGCAAGCCAAAGCCUUUUGUAAUAUGUAGGUGUAUACUUUUUCAGAGAAUUUUAUCUUAUAAUCAAACUUUAGUUUCAUAGGCCUUAUAAAAAUCAUAAUGCUGACAUAUUGUAUAUAAUAAUGAAACAUAACUGCACUUUAUAUCACACAAAAGACGUGCUCUUUUUAAUAUAUUUGUUUACAAACAGUGAA
Mauremys reevesii (Reeves's turtle) is the source of this 3758-nucleotide messenger RNA. It is a transcript of the gene ADAMTSL2, whose product is annotated as ADAMTS like 2. Gene Ontology annotation, cellular component: extracellular matrix. NCBI's taxonomy places the organism in Eukaryota, Metazoa, Chordata, Testudines, Geoemydidae. The record is from RefSeq and is a predicted model, not a curated record. Bases 89 to 2989 code for a protein of 966 amino acids. Gene Ontology annotation, biological process: extracellular matrix organization. The transcript has 19 exons.